Molecule: messenger RNA, 8239 nt
Organism: Chironomus riparius
Lineage: Eukaryota; Metazoa; Arthropoda; Insecta; Diptera; Chironomidae
Source: the annotation of a GenBank genome assembly
GAACAAAGAACAUUAAAAACAUUUUCAUUGCAGCCAAGACAAAGAAAAGCAAUGCUGUUAUGCAAAAAAAUCAAUUUAAAUACAACAGCGUGCAAUGGAGAAAUUAAAAUGAAGAGUAUCAUUAAAUGUAGCCUAAAGGCAUUGCUGUGAGAGUACUGGUCUAAUAAUCUCAAGAGCUAUGUUCUGGAUUGGAAAGUUCUUGUCUGCAUUUCAGUAAUAAUAAUUCUAGCUCAAUGGACAAAUCGGAGACAUCAAAAAUGGGAAAAAGGGACUUAAAAACAGAAGGCAUGCAUUAUCGAUCGUUAAUUUGAAUCUAAAUCAGACUUGAAAUGAAUCAAGUCAACUGAACAAAUUUCCCCUACCUAAAAAAAUCAAAAACUUUAUACAACAGAAAAACAAGUAUUCAAAAAUUGAGCAAGCAGCAUAGCAACAUACUCAACAAAUUCUUAUUGGAAAUGUACAAACGAUGUAGUAGUCAAGCAGUAAGCGACGCGGAUCAGACCGAAGAUGAAAAUGAAAAAAUAUUUAAAAUACUUAAAUUAGUAGUAAUUUAGCGAUCGAGGAGUUAAAAAAAGAAAAAAAUAAUUGCAAUAUCAAAAAUAUUAUCGGUCAAGUUUAUAUUUUUAAUUUAUAAAUUGAGGUGCGAGUGUUAAAGGAGAGAUUUUAUUGAUGAAAUUUUACCUAGGAAGAAAAAAUUUGGAUGCAUAAAAUUGCAUUUGUUCAUAAUAAUCUGUGAAAAGCAUAAAAGUUAUUAAGAAAAAUGUGGAUAAGUUCUAAAAGAUAAUUGGAUACAAAUGAAUAAAUCGUCAAAAUUAUCUGGCAUUUUUCUUCUCCACUAACUGCACAUUCAUUAUCAAUCAGCUAUUAGAAAUAGAGGAAGACGAUUCACUAUAGCUAAUAUUAAAAAUGGAUCACGCAGUUAAAGCAUCGCGUUCACAUCCGUGGAACAAAUUGCGUUUUGAGAAUGAUGAAUUGGAGGAAUUGUAUCAGAGAUAUACGCACAAAAUACAAUGGAUUUCAGUAUUUGGUGUCGUUACACUGAUUGUCUUGCUUACUGGAAUUAUGGCCAUAUUGAGCCUUUGCUAUAAUCAAGCGGCUACAAUUCAUAAUGUUUUCAAUGGAUGCCUUUGUCUCUUAUUUACCAUCAUUUUAAUAUUGUUGAAAUUUCGUAUUAUUCGUGAUCAUCAUUUACCAUACUUGUGUUACGUCAUCUUAUUCUUUGCGGCUGCAUUUUGCGUCAUUUCAAUGCCUGAUAUUAGUGGUAUAACAUUGCCAGUUGAUACGCGUACGGUUAUGGUGGAAGGUGUAUGGCAAAUUGUUUUUGUAAUAUUCCUUGCUUAUGCGAUGUUGCCACUGAAAAUAUGGCAAGCAUUCUUAUUCAGCAUUACAUUACCAAUUGCUCAUCUUGGUGUUACCGGCUUCUACAUUUACAAUGGAAGAUUUCAAUAUUUAGAAUACAAUCAAUUAGCUGCAAACAUUUUCAUUUUUGCUGGAAUCAAUGUUGCUGGUAUUGUUAUAAAUAUCAUGAUGGAACGUGCUCAACGUCGUGCAUUUCUCGAUACGAGAAAUUGUAUUGCAGCACGUCUAGAAAUGGAAGAUGAAAAUGAGAAACUCGAACGUUUGUUGCUGUCAGUUUUACCCCAGCAUGUUGCAUUGGAGAUGAAAGCCGAUAUAUUGUCGCCGGUUGAGGGACAGUUUCAUAAAAUUUAUAUUCAAAAGUAUGACAAUGUUAGUAUAUUGUUUGCUGAUAUUGUUGGAUUUACAGUACUCGCCAGUCAAUGUACCGCACAAGAGCUUGUUAGAUUGCUAAAUGAACUAUUUGGAAGAUUCGAUCAACUCGCACAUGAUAAUCAUUGCUUACGUAUUAAAAUCCUCGGAGAUUGCUAUUAUUGCGUCAGUGGAUUACCUGAAGCAAGAACUGAACAUGCUAAAAACACUGUUGAAAUGGGAUUAGAUAUGAUUGAAGCAAUACAUGCAGUUGUGGAAGCAACAGACGUGAAUCUCAAUAUGCGAGUUGGAAUUAAUAGUGGACGAGUGCUGUGCGGUGUUUUGGGUUUGAGGAAGUGGCAGUAUGACGUGUUUGGUGAUAAUGUGACAAUUGCAAAUCACAUGGAGUCAGGUGGUGAACCUGGACGGGUUCAUAUAACAAGAGCAACACUCGAUGCUUUAGGUGGAGAAUAUGAAGUUGAAGUUGGUCAUGGUGGUACGAGAGAUCAGUAUUUAAAAGAACAUGGAAUCGAUACAUACUUUAUUGUACCUCCUAUUCAUAGACGAAAACCAUUAAUGCUCAACACAUUAGGCGUAAGAUCAGCUGUUGGCGAGGCAAAUCGAAGAAAAUUAUCAUUUAGGAAUGUCUCAAAUGUUGUUGUACAGCUAUUGCAUACUAUUAAGCCAUACUCUGUACCAGCACCAUUUUCACAUUUAGCAACAGGAAGUGGAUUUAGUAAUGAGAGUGCAGGAAUGGGAACACAGGAUAAUAAAACCAGACAGAAUAAAGUGACGGAAAAAUUUAAACGUCCAUUCAAGAAGCGACAUUCAAAUCUAUAUCAUCAGCCAUCAAAUCGUGUUAAUAAAUUCUUAGCUCAAGCGAUUGAAGCACGCUCGGUGGAUCGAGAAAAGACAGCACACGUCAAUCGAUUUACUUUGAAUUUUCGUGAGAACGAAAAGGAGAAAAGUUAUCAUCAAGAUUUCGAUUUUGGAUUUACAAUGUCUAUGUGCACAAGUUUAAUGCUAUUGAUUUUAAGUGCUGGCUUACAAGUUUCGGCGUUACCUCGCACACUCAUUUUACUACUGCUAUUCCUGACUGCAUUUAUAUGGAUAUCAGCAAUCUUAAUGCUUAUUAUGGCUGCUAGAUUAAAGUGGAUUUAUUGGGAUGUAGCACAAAGUUUCUCUCUUAGACUCGCCAUUACGAUCUUUACAAUCAUCUUAGUGUAUUCUGUCGGGCAGAUGAAUGUCUUUACAUGUCUCAGUGAUGAUCCAUGUGAUACAAAUUUUACAACACCCCGAAUUGAAGAUCCUAGCGAUUUUGACAGGCAUCGACGGUGUGCUCUUCCACAAUAUAUUGCAUUAUCAGCAGCUUAUGCGUUUAUAACAGUAUCGAUAUUUUUGAGGCUACCAAUUCUUGUCAAAUCAAUAUUGAUUCUAUUGAUGGGAACUUCAUAUUCUCUAUUUAUUGAAAUUUCACAUGCUCAUAUAUUUGAUUGUUACGAUAACCGAGUUGUCUCAUCAAUACCACUUCAUACAAUGUCGUUGGCACACAUUGUUAUUUUCAUGAUAGCCGUGCUUACACAUGGACGUCAAGUUGAGUGGACAGCGCGUUUGGAUUUUCUUUGGCAACUUCAGGCAUCACAAGAGAAACGUGAAAUGGCGGUUUUGCAACAGUCAAAUAAACGUAUUCUUCAUAAUCUUUUACCAUCUCAUGUUGCUGCACAUUUCUUAGUAGACUUCCAGUUUCGCAACAACAUGGGAACUCUCAGACAGGAUCUAUAUCAUCAAAGCUAUCAAAAAGUUGGAGUUGCUUUCUGCUCGCUUCCUAAUUUUAAAGAAUUUUAUACAGAACUCGAUGGUACAAAUCAGGGCAGUGAUUCAAAUGAAUGGAAUAUAGGAAUAGAAUGUUUACGAUUGCUCAAUGAGAUUAUUGCUGAUUUUGAUGAGUUGCUGUGCGACGAACGAUUUCAUGCAAUAGAUAAGAUAAAGACAAUUGGGUCUACAUAUAUGGCCGCUGUUGGCUUAAUACCAGAGUAUAAAAUUAUUCAAAACGAUCCACACUCAACUAGAAGAUUAAUGACAUCCCUCAUUGAAUUUAUUCGUGCGAUGCGGGUUAAACUGAAAAAUAUAAAUGACAAUUCGUACAAUAACUUCAUGUUAAGAGUGGGAGUUAAUAUUGGCCCUGUAACAGCGGGAGUCAUCGGAGCGAGGAAGCCUCAAUACGAUAUAUGGGGCAAUACAGUAAACGUUGCAUCACGUAUGGAUUCGACAGGUGUACCAGGCUAUACACAAGUAACGCAGGAGGUUGUUGAUAGUCUUCAAGGAUCACAUUUUGAAUUCAAGUGCCGAGGUCAAAUAAAAGUAAAGGGCAAAGGUGAUAUGGUUACUUAUUUUUUGAUAGACUCAAAACCUUCAAAUGAAAUUGGUAUGGAAAUGAUACACUUGCGUCAUCAAAAUUAUCACGAAAAUGCAAAUUAUCAAGGAAGCGCUAUAAACAAAGAAAUUUAUAUGAAGAAGAAAAAUUUUGGCAAUUUCCUAGAAGAAAAGCCGUCAACAUCGAAUCAUAACAAUUAUAACAAUGGGAAUUUAUAUAAUGGAAUGAACCUAACAGAGAAUUUAAAUUAUGUAAAGCGUGAAUAUGACAAUUAUAAUAAAAUCAAUAUCAAUAACCAUUAUAACAUUAAUAAUUAUAAUAUUCACGGACAGCAGCAACAGCCACAGCUUCCUCAGCUUCCUCAACCCCCACCACCACAGCCUCAAUAUCACCAACAAUACAAUAUACGUGAGAAUUUUAAUAUUAUUGAAAAUCCUAGUGACAAACAGCCACCACAGCCUCAACAGCAGCGAAGCAAUUAUCUUGACCGAGAAGAUUCUCCACAUUAUAGUAAUCAUUAUAAUAUAACUAGAAAUGAUCAUGAGCAUGAGCCCUUAUUGACGAGUACAAAUGUAAUGCCCAAAGUUCUCUACCGAGCCGAACAGACUAGUAAAUAUGAGCCACCUCAAUAUGUAGGAAUGCCUUUUCAACGCUCUAUACAGCCUAUGACACACUAUAGACAUUAUCAGCCACAAUCUCAUUAUAAUCAUCCUCAAUAUCACAAUCAACAGCCUCAACAACCUUUACAGCAACAGCCAAUAUAUGUGAAAAAGCAAACAAAUUCAGCACCGCUUCGUUAUCAUCACACAAGUAGUAGUAAUAACAAUAUGAAUGGAAAUAAUAACAAUGAUGUUGUUGAGGCAUAUAUGAAGCCAUUACCAAAACUUCCCACACACUGCGAGAAUGAGAGUCGAGAAAUGUCAUCAACAGAUGAUCUAAGUCAUAGUGAACAUAGGCAAUCUAUAAGUGCUGACUCAAGUUCAGAUGAAAGUUAUUCGAGAACAGAUGACUGUGAUCAAAGUAAUUUGAGGCUUGAUAUGCCAAAUAUUGAACAAAAACAUGAAAACAAAAGGAAUCCUGUAUUAAAAGAUUUACAUGAUUAUGAAAUAAGUUCAACAACUGACCAUACGGUCUCAACUAUUCCAAUGAACAAAGGUGAAAGCUGUAAUAGCUUUGAAUUUCAUAAUGACAAACCUUUUCCAAAAUCGCCAUUUGAACGCGAGCUACAGCGACUUUUGAAUGAAUCGGCAAAGAACAAAAUCAUGCCAGCACACGGCAACGUUAAUAAAACAAAUAAUUUGGAUUCAACGAAAAGAAAUGUGUCGUCGUCAAAUGGAAAUAAUAAUAAUAAUAAUAGUAAUGGCAUUUAUGGAAGGAAAACAAGUGGCAAUGCUGUUGGCUCGUUGCCGAGCUCAUCAUCAGGAAAUAAUAAUAAUAACAACAACAACAACAUAAGAUUAAGUGAUGUUGAUGAUAAUUCAUGUAUUGAUACAAAUAGUUUAAAACAUCCCGUUGGUCUGGAAGCAAUUAAGGAAAUGACGCGAAACAAAAAUAUUGAGAACUUAUCCCUUGAAAAACGUCAACAGGAUGCACAGCAUGUCCAUCAACAUCACCAACUUAGUCAUAAUAAUCUUGAUGAGCCAACAAGUAUAUCAAGCUAUAGUCGUAACAGUAGCCGACGAGAUAAUUACGCAAGUGAAGAUGAAAAAUUAAAGUCCGAGGAUAUUUCAAUUCCAUUUUCAAAUGAGAAUCUCAAAAUUAGUGCCAGUACAAGUCAAAAUCCACUAGAGACAAACAUGGAGAGUCAGUCUGAAUGGAGUGAGGAUGAAUGUAAGGAUGAUGUUGCUGGUUGUGAAAGUACUGGAUAUAUAACGGAAGAUGAUCCAGUUUUAGAGAACUUAAGCUUACUUAAUGAAGCUGGUUUGACAGAUGCUGAAGGUGCUUUAAGUGAUGUAAAUUCAUUGUACAAUGCUCCCGAUGAUACAUCAAUAUCAAGUAGUAGAGCCAGUAGUCGCUUUGAAUUAAGUCUAGACUCAUUGAGCGGCCUUUAUGAUUGCGAAGUAGAUUCAAAAAAUGAAUUGGCAAUUGUAAGUGUAUCAAAUAAGAUAACUAGUAAGUUUGGUCCUCAAAAUUAAGGAAAGAAAUAAAAAAUAAUCUCAAAUUGAGGUAAUUCUAUUAGACGCUAACACAAAAAUGAUGAUAAACUAAUGUAAAAUGUCACAUUUUCGCUUAAUCUUUAUGUAUAUACAUAAUCUAUCACACACAGACAAAAAUCUUUUCAAUUUUAUCUAUCCACAAAAUUUUUGCCAUUCUCAUGCAAGAUUAAUAAAAAAGGAAACUCAUGGUAUUACACAGAAAAAGUGAAAGAAAGAAAAGAAAAAUUGAAAUUUUAUAGAACUUAAGGUACUCAAAUUAAGCACGGAACAAAUUUUUUUUGAUGCUAUAAAAGGAAAUGAAUCCUUUCCCCUCCGAAUUACACCUUUUCUUGAUUGAAUUAAUUUUUUAUAGCUCUUUUUUAUAUAUUUUUUGGUACGAUUUUAUAUCGCAUUUAAUUUUUAUUCCUUAAUGUGUCUCUCUCUCUAUCUUUUUGUAAACGAAUCGAAUUUUUUUUUUAAAUUUUUAUUAGAAAAAUAAUUUUUGAUAGAAAUUGUGAACAAGAUACACUAAAAUAUCUUUAAAAGAUAUCAGAGGGUGGUAAGAGUGUGUUGGAAUUAGGAGUUUUAUGAUUAGAAUUUAAGUUUUGGCUUGACGCAGCUAGCAAAUCAGAAACAUUAAAUCCCAAAAAAUCUACAAAAACCCAGCACUUCCUAGCAUCAAACCACACGAAAUUCUUAAAUUAUUCAUCAAUUUAAGCAAGAAAUUCAAUGGGAUUCAAGAUUUGAUGAAAGAAGUGAUGGCAUUUUUUGAGAUUUCAGGAAUUAAUCCCGAGUGUAUACAUCUUGACAGCUAGCUUGGUUUUAAUGCAAUUAAAAGCUAAUGAUUGUUCGAUAAAAGAAUGUUCAACAAAUCUUGUCUUCUAAAUUGAACUUUAAGAUUUAGCCCACUUUACCAGUCAGAUAAAGUAAAACUUUUAAGAUAGUUGAUAAGCUGGCAGACAAGAGUUUUUGCUAAGUCUCAAACUCAUGAUUUUUAUUAGUAUUACGAUGUUCGAAUAUCAAAAAUAUGAUUCUUAUCGAAUGCACCUAAUAUGAAACCUAGCUAUUUAAAUUGAUUUCAGAAUAAUUAAAUGGAUAGUUUUUCAAAGACAGAGCCUUCUAAUAUUUUCUGUUCAACCCCCUAUCCCCUCAAAAAUAUUUCUGGCUACUGUAAUGUAACUGGACCCGAUCUGGAAGAGCUACCCAGAGCACCAUACCUCGCAACAGAUUAAUUUUAUUUUUAUUCCAUAUUGUAGUCCACCAACAUAAAAAAAUUAAGUACAGCAGCUGCUUAUUAUUUAAAAAUUUGAUAGAAAUCUUCUUAAAAAGUUCUAAAAUCCAUUAAUUCCAACCAUCUUCCAAUCCCUCAACAACCAUGAUUAUCGUAUGUGAAUCUUUUUAUUAAAUGAUUUGACUCUUAUUUUAAUUGUGAAGUAACGAACCGUAAGUUUUAAACGGUUUUAAAUUUAGAAUUUACUUAAUGAAUGCUUUAAAAAGGUAUCAAUUAGAUAAAUAAUUUAAGUUAUUAUACAUGAAAUACUGUAUUAAGGAUUAUACAAACAAAACAAAACCAUGAAUUGAGAUAAAUUGGAUAUAAAAAUUAUUAAUGAAAGGUGCAAUAAAAAGUUAAAAUUGUAGAGUCAUGUUGAUUAUUUUCCAUUCGCGCAAAAAAAAUGUGAAAGAGAAAAAUUUAUUUGGGCUUCGAAAUCAUUAAAUCAUUAGGCAUUCUAGGCGAAACAAAAAAAAUAAAUUGUGUUACUUUUCGUUGCUUCCAAAAUUAUACAAAAAAAUACUUAAAGCGUAAAAUGAUUUUUUAAUAUGAACAAAUUGGAAAUUAAUUAAUUCAUAAAAAUUUAAAAUUUUAAAUAGAAAUUACACAAAAAAAAUAUCAAUUUGAUAACACAUAUGUCGAUUGUACCUCACAGAAAAAAAAGUAAAAAAAUAUGAACUAAAUCAACAACAGUUUUACAUGAACAAAAAUAAGAAAAAUUUUUUGCAUCCAACAUUAGUCAUUAUACAUAUU